AUGGAGGAGCCUGCCAACAGGAGAAACGGGGCUUUCACCUCCCAGAAUUCUUCACUCAGCUCCCUUGACUACUCUGAUCUGACCCUUUCCCUCCCCGAGGCUGGAGGCAGGGAGGAUAAAGGAAGUGCUUUGUUUGGAUCUCCAACACUCACAUCACAGGAUCAGAGAUAUGGGAGGGACGAGGAUGACUUGAGUCAAUGGCAGUGUGAGUUUAGGGGCCAAAUCAGAGCACUGAGACAGUGGCUGAAGAGCAUGGAGAUGAGGCUGCCUCCUCUGGACCCCAGGCUCCAAAGCGAUGGACACUCAAGCUCAGACCAGGAUUCCAGCCUGGAUAGAUGGAGGGGAACAAGAUCUGCCUUGGCACUGAGGGAUGCGUCAACAGAUUCGGAGACAUUUCUCCAAAACCUGGACGCUUUGCUCACAUGGGUCUGUGAGAUAGAGGAGCUCACAGCCAAUCAGAAACCCCCAUCAUCUGAGGUCAAAGUGGUGAAAGCACAGCUCCAAGAACAAAAGCUGUUGCAGCGCCUCCUAACAGACCGUAGGCGCAGUAUGGACUCUAUGAUGCUGGAGGGUCCUCGGCUGGUGGAGGCCCACCCAGGAGAGGAGGGGGAGCAGGCAGAGGUCAAGCUCUCCACUCUCAAACAGAAGUGGGAGGCCUUACAGCGAGAAGCAGAGCAAAGGAGAGCGAGUCUGGAGCUCAUUCUGCCCAGGGCACAGCUCUUCCAGGAAGGAGUCGACAGCUUGCAGCAAUGGCUCAUAUCUGUGGAACAGACCCUAGCUGAACUCCGAAACGCAGAGCGAGUGAUGCUGCAUCUCUCAGAGGCCACAGAAAGGGCCAAGGCUGUUGUUGAAGAGAUUCAAGUCAAAACUGCUGACCUAGGGAAAAUACAGAAGUCAGGACAUGAUCUGAUUGAGGCAAUUUCAGAGGAUGAAGCCCAGCAGGUACAGGAGAAGAUGGAUGCUCUUCGUAUCCGCUGCUCCGUGCUGAGCCUGAGCAGUCUGGACGUGCUGCAGAGGCUGGAGCAGGCCCUGGAGGCCUCCAGUCGCUGCACGUCCAGCCAGGAGGACCUCCACCUGUGGCUGGGCCGCAUCGAGAGGGAGCUCCUGGGAGCUGCAGGAGCACAGACGCACGCUGGAGACGCAGUUCUAUGUGCAGCUGAGAGACAGAGGCUGGAACAGGCGGUGGUGAAGGAGAUGGCUUGGUUCAGAGACACAGCGCUGAGUCUGGAAAAGCUGAGAACCAUUCAUCUAGAUCCAGAGCUGAUAGCAGAACUACUCUACGAGCAGAAGAUUUUGGCAGUGGAGAUUCUGCAGCACAGGUUCAACAUUGAGAAGAUGGUGAAGAUCGCUGAAAUCUUGCUGACAUACAGUGAUGUAGGAGAAACAGGAGAUUUGAGGACCCCCUUAGAGGCCUUACAGGAACAAUGCAACACCACCUCAGCCACCAAUUCCCAUGUGGUCCUGCAGCUCGAGCACGCUCAGUCGCUUCUUCUCCAGUUCUCGGAGGGCCUCACUGAGGUUUCGCCCUGGCUUGAGGAAACUCGAACCCUAAUUGGCCAGCUCUCCCUGAGCACAAUUAGCUACGAGGCAUUUCGGGAACAACAGGACCUCUUACAGGGUCUGAGGGAGUCGAUAGCAGAGCACCGACCCUUAAUCGCACGCUUAUGCUCCGUGGCAAAACGCCUGUCAGAACUAAACCCCGUUCAAGGGGACGAGUUCUGUCGAAAGGCGACAGAGGCCGAGGAGCAGCACAGGGCCAUCAGAGACCGGGUCAGAGAGACUGCCAGUCUGCUCGAGGAGUCUUUGCCUCGAUUCACGCAGCUGAAUGAGAGGAUGACCCUCAUCAGAGAGAGUCUUGGCCGCCUCCGCAGUCGCAUACAGACCCCCAGCUCCCUUCAAGGCCUCACCCCGAGGAUCCAGGAGCAGCUGCAAGACAACAAGCUCACCCUGUCUGAGCUGUCCAAGCUGGAGCUGGGCCUCAACAGUGUCAAGACACAGGCAGAUGAGCUGCUGGCCAACACUCAGGCAGCUGGUGAUGGAUCCGUCGGCACAGCAAUCCAGGAGCGAGUGUCCGGCCUGUCCCAGAUGUGGGAUGAGACGCACACUGAAGCGCAGGAGAGGGAAGGUUGGCUGCUCAAACUCUUGGAUCUGGCUUUGAAGUUCUGGAGUGAUGUCAGCGAUGUCACGGCUGCUCUCAGUGAGGCUCAGCAGGCAGUUUUAGAUCUUAAUGCCAGCCGGACGGACUCCGAAACAAUUCGCCAGAGCCUUGAAACCAUGCAGACUCUGAGGGAGGAUAUUGACAGUUUACAGGGAGAUCUGGACACGCUUGGCGUUUUGGGAAUGGAUCUGAUGUCUGCAUGUGGAGAUACAGACAAACCAGAUGUCACAAAGAGCCUUGAUGAACUCUAUUGCACAUGGAACAACUUGAGCAAACUGUGGAACGAUUGUCACAAAAAGCUGGAGGAGUCCCUGCAGAUGGCACUGCAUUAUCAAGACACCAUGCAGGGUCUUUUUGAGUGGUUGAAGUCAGCUGAGCUGAGGUCUACUGAAGAGUUCAUGGUGGGAACUGACCUGGGAUCAGUCAAAGAGCAGCUAUGUGAUCUCAAGGAGUUUAAGCGAGAACUCUACCAGAAGAAAAUUGAGAUCGAAAGCAUGAACCAUCGCUUUGUGUGCCGGCUAUCUCCAGGCUCGGAGCGUCCGGGCUCCGUCUCACCGCUGUGUGACUUCAGACAGCGCUGGGACAGCCUGGAAGCAGAGACUGUCGGCAGACAGCAUCAGCUGGAGUGUGCUCUGCUGGGUCUGGGUCAGUUCCAGAACACACUGGAUGAGCUUCACACAUGGCUCUCCCGAACUGCUGAACAACUGCAGGGCAGUCAGCCAAUCAGCAUUGACCUGCAGGCCUGUGAAAUCGAGCUGGCCAAACACAAGGUCUUGCGAAAUGACGUCAUGUCCCACGUACGCACGAUGGAGUCCCUGAACAAGGCUGGCAGGGGGCUGCUGGAGGUCGGGACCGUGGACAGCCCGCAUGGUCUGCAGUCUCGGCUGGAGCAGCUCAAUGAAAGCUGGGAGUUUGUCCGCUGUGAGACUGAGCGCAGGCAGCUGGAGUUAGAGAACAGACUGAGUCAGGUUCAAGAUGUCACAAUGGAGAUUCAAGAUCUUCUACAGUGGCUGGAUAACACAGACAUGAGACUGUCCUCCUCUAAAACCAUGUGGAGUAUGCCGGACUCUGCCAGUGAAAGGCUCAAUGCACACUUGGAGUUGUGUGCUGAGAUGGAGUCAAAGUUCCACACCUACACAGAUGUGAGGAAUGCCAUCCACAGGAUGCUGGAGAGCAGCGACGUCAUGCGGGGAUCGAGCACCGAACACAGCUUGUCUAUUCUUGAGCAGAAAUGGGCGUCCGUUUACAGCAAAAUCCAGGAGCGAAAGGCAAAACUCACAGAAGGCCUGAGUCUGGCCAAGGACUUCCACAGCACCGUCCAGGAGCUUCUCACCAAGAUGAGCAAGUGUGAGGAGUCUGUCGGGCUUCUUCCUGCGCCCAGCUUUGUACUGGACACUGUUUGUACUCAACUGCAGGAACACAGAACGCUGCUGAAUGAGGUGAACGGUCACAGUGAGAAGAAGAGCACGGUGGAGAACACGGCCCGCAGGCUAACGGAGAUGAGCAGGAAGGAAGACUGUGAUGUCAUCCAUAACCUCAUCAUGACCGUGCAGGAUCGCUUUAAAAAGCUCCAGCAGCGCGUAUCAGAGAGAGGGAGGAAGCUGGAGGAGGCUAAAAAGGGUGCCAAACAGUUUAACGAAUCAUGGCGCCUGUUGCUGGACUGGAUGACGGAGGUGGAACAGACUCUAGACACACAUAAAGAGAUUGCCGUGUCCCACGAGGAAAUCAAACAACAGCUGACCGAACAGAAGGAGUUCCAGAAACUGCUGCGAUCGAAGCGGCCCAUGUAUGAAGCCACAUCGAAGAACGGACGCAACCUUCACGAGAGAGCUCAAACCGGCCGUGACAGACAGCAUCUGGAAAAUCAGAUGGCUGAACUCAAAGACACGUGGGACACCAUCAGCGGCAAGUCCAUGGAGAGGCAACACAAGCUGGAGGAAGCGCUGCUCUUCUCAGGCAGGUUCACUGAUGCUCUCCAGGCCCUGAACGACUGGCUGUACCGAGCGGAGCCCCAGCUGGCAGAGGACGUCCCUGUUUGUGGAGACAAAGACAUAGUACACAACCUGAUAGACAAACACAAGGCCUUCCAAAAGGAGUUAGGGAAGCGAGCCGGAUGCAUUAGGACCCUGAAGCGCUCUGUGAGGGACCUGACCAGGAGCAGCACAGCUGACGCUCACUGGCUGCAGGAGCAGAUGGACGAGCUGGAGGGCCGCUGGGAGGCCGUGUGCAAACUGUCAGUCAGCAAGCAAGACAGGCUGGAGGCUGCACUUCAGCAGGCUGAGAAGUUCGAUGGCCUUGUCCACACUUUCAUGGAGCGCCUUGCUGAGGCAGAGAGGGUACUGAAAUACGGGGCGAUACCAGAGGACGAGGAGGGUUUGCUUGCUUUCCGCAAACAACACAAGGAAUCGAUGGAUGCUUUACAGACCCAGGCGGUGGAGUUACAGAACAUCCAUUGUCUGGGUGAGGAGAUCCUGGCCUCCUGUCACCCAGACUCCAUAAUCACCUUAAAAUCUUGGAUCAGUGUCACCAAGACUCGCUAUGAGGAGGUUCAGACCUGGGCUCAGCAGCAGGGCCAGAAGAUCGAUGCCAGUUUGGCAGCACUGGAGGAAGAGAGAGAGGAAGUCCAGAGGCUACUGGACUGGAUCUCCUCAGCGGAGGAAGCCCUCAGCCUCAGAGACCAGGAGCCUCCGGUUGAGUCUACAGAGCAGAACCAAGAGCUCAUCGCACAGCACAUCGUAUUCAUGGAGGAGUUGAAAAAAAAGUUUCCAGAGGUUGAAAAUGCCACAAAGUCCUGCAAACACAAGAGCGUCGCCAAACAGCAGGUUUCCCCGAGCAAGCGACCAUUCACAAAGAGGAGGAGCGCUCUGAAGCUGCAGCCGGCUGUACCCAUUCCCCUGGAGCACCUCGACCCCCAGACCCCAGAGCUCAGUCAGCUGGUCAGUCAGUGGCAGAAACUUUGGCUCCUGGCUGUGGCGAGACAAAAACAUCUGGAACAACACCAGCAGGCGCUCAAAGAGAUGGAAGAAUUCGCAAACUUCGACUUCAAUAUUUGGCGAAAGCGUUACAUGCAGUGGAUCAGUCAUAUGAAGUCACGGAUCUUAGAUGUGUUCCGCAGCAUCGACCGAGACCAGGACGGACGCAUCAGCCAGAGGGAGUUCAUUGAUUAUGUCCUUGCCUCCAAAUUUCCCACCAACUCUCUGGAGAUGAACGCGGUGGCGAACAUCUUCGACAUGAACAGCGACGGCUUCAUCGACUACUACGAGUUUGUGAGCGCGCUCCACCCGAGCAGAGAUCCCUACAGGAAAGCUCUGGACGCAGAUCAGAUCAAUGAAGAGGUGAGUCGACAGGUAUCACAGUGUAACUGUCCCAAGAGGUUCCAAGUGGAGCAAAUCAGUGCCAAUAGAUACAGGUUUGGGGAUUCCCAGCAGUUGCGGAUGGUUCGUAUCCUUCGCAGCACGUUGAUGGUCCGGGUGGGAGGAGGCUGGACUGCUUUAGACGAGUUCCUGGUCAAGAAUGAUCCCUGCAGAGUGAAAGGCCGGACCAACCUGAAGAUCAAGGAGAAGUACUUGUCUCCCGCUGGAAGCUCUGCUAAGGGUUUGACCGUCAGCAGGUCCAACUCCAGCCUCAGCCUCUACAGCAGUGCCUCCGCCCCCACCAGCCCCAUGACGCGCAAGGCAAGUCAAAAGGCUCUACUCCGCAGAAGUUUCUCAGGUGACCGCUGCAUCCGUCCCAGGAGCUCCAUCGCUGCUUUGGGGUCUGAUCUACAGUUUGUCACGACAGGCGAGGACAAUUCUCCCUCGCCAUCAGAAGAAGCUGAGAGGUUACCCACAUGAUGACCUCUGCCCCUGAGCACCAUGUGUAUGCUGCAGAGCUGAACCCAAACACAGCCUUGGGGCCCUGAAAGAGAGUGGUAACCAGAAGUAACGUGAUAGAAGGGCCAAAAAGAAAAGUACAGCAGGGGUCACCAGAGGUGAUGCUAAAGGGUCUUUAACUUUGAGAAGUCUGUGUGAAGAUCAUGUCUUCUCUGUGUGGACAAUGGGGGGGGGGGGGGUCAGUCCAGAUGUGAGACAAAGAUUUUUUUUGUCCGCUGUUGCAUUUCAUACAGUUAUAUCUGAUUACUUAGAGUGUAGGAAUUGAAAAGUUCUGCAUGGAUGCUUACUGCAUGAUAGCCAGAGCCUUGCUUGAGUCAGAUUUUUUUUUUUUUUUUUUCCCAGCUUGCUAUUCUUUUCCUUUUUCGUUGUAAAGAUGAAAAGAGAAUGUCAGACGGUACCAGAACUGGGCGGUAAUGUAGUGUAGCUGAUGUAAAAAUCUGUACAUGGUAUGUAAAGGAGUUGUUACGUCUGACUGCCCCAACCAGAGUCCAAAAAACAUAUACCAAAAUCAUGAGUAUGUGAAAGGAACAGUUUGCUGUCCUUCAGUUUUGUGAUAUCUUUGUUUGUUUUUUUUUCUUAUUUCAUUCUGUGAAGACAACAUUGUUGGCAGGGCCACACUGUUUUCCUCUUUUACCUUUUUGUGACACCAUGUUUUCAGAUACUUAUGUGUUUUUUAUUGUUCUUUAUUGUAAGGAUGUUUUAAACACUGGAGAUCAUGUAACGAACAAUGCACUGAAGUACAACAGGUCAUUGUUGAUUUGUAGAGAUUAUUUUCUCAGGAUUGGUUUGAAACUUUGGAUGUGUGUAUUUCUUUGGAACAUGACUGUGAAAAAUGUAGAUGUUUUUUUUUUCUUUAUAACUUCUUGGGAAAAGUUUUGCUUAGCACAUUCUUUUCAUCAAAAUGCACUUUUCUGUGUCCAACUGCUGUAAAUAAGUGGGAAAUCUGACAGUUGUCAUGAGUAAGGGAUUUAAUUUGUCAUGAGAAUGCACUGGAGGUGAUCUGGUUGUUUUUUUCUGGUGAAAGCUACCUUUUAGAUUCCCUGUUUUCUCUUUUCAGCUUCUUUUACCAAAAGCAGUAAAUUUUAAAUUUUCUGCAUUUCUGUCUUGAUGUUCUUUUUUCUGACCUCCAAUCCAUUCAGAAAUCUUGAUUUUAUUAUUCUGCUUUCAAAGGUGUUUAAGAAAUAUGUAAGGCACUAUAUGCAUUUCCUGCAAGGUCUAUUCAUGAUGCUGAAGAUACCAACGUGCAUCGUUUGCAGCAAAAAAACACUGAAAUACAUUUUCCCAGAGAGAAAAGCAAAUGCAGCUCCUCCAUCAGUGUUGCACUGUGCUUGGUUUUAUUAUCGAGCUUAACAACAUGUUAUCAGCAGUGUAAAGUUACUCUAUUUGUAUGUGAUGUUUGUACUAGAUCUUUCAGAGGUUGAAGACAGUAAUUUAAUUGCAUUGGGUCUAUGCAGUUGUCAAAAAGGAUUUUUUAAGUCAGAAACGUUUUUACACCAUAAAAGUACCUUUUCCUCAUGGGCUUAACAUGUUUCUGUUGGAGAAGGUUGAAAGUUUUAAUGUACUGUAAAAAAAAAAAAAAAAUACAACAGCCAGAUUUCACUUCUAUUGCUAUGCACCCUAAUCUUUCUGUACUGUAAAUGUUUCUAUACCCAGCACUCAUUCUGAUGUCUAAUUUAGAGAAACUGUAGAUGAAUGUCACUAAUAAUUUUACGUCCACUUGUAUAAAAAAAUAAAUCUUUUUGUAAUAAAAAAAUACAAAUA
Molecule: messenger RNA, 7791 nt
Organism: Acanthopagrus latus (yellowfin seabream)
Lineage: Eukaryota; Metazoa; Chordata; Actinopteri; Spariformes; Sparidae
Gene: macf1b
Product: microtubule actin crosslinking factor 1b
Exons: 41
Coding region: 1-5991 (1996 amino acids)
Biological process (GO): hemidesmosome assembly; cytoplasmic microtubule organization; wound healing
Cellular component (GO): cytoplasm; focal adhesion; membrane
Molecular function (GO): structural molecule activity; microtubule binding; calcium ion binding
Source: RefSeq, a predicted model, not a curated record